GGUUCAAGUGUGGCUUUGCCGCUAGUUUAUAACGGAGCCAUGAUUUACGACAGCCGCGCCGCGAAAGCCAUGGUCUCCCCGAAAGUGACCGCAAAAUAUCAGAAGCCGACGCGGAAACUCACCACAGUCCGAGAGCUGGCGCAGUACUUCCCGGACCGUUACGAAUAUCGCCCAGAAAGCGCUCGCAUUUUGGGUACUAACCACAGCGAUUUUGCACAACCCGCCACUCGCCGGACAUCGUCCUCGGGCACAGCCGGCCGCAGGCGAAAGACAAUACCGAAAUGCCGGGAGUGCAAGGAAAAAGGACGACGAGUACUGCCCAGGCACAGUGCCGACUACGCCGUAUUUGCCCUCUCCAGAAACGGACUUCAACCCGACAAACGUCAGUCCGGUGGCCAAGGCCUCGUACUACCUCACUCUUGGCCUGGAACGGACGGUGGACGGUGAUCGGGUGUGCUACAUGUGCUUUGGCAGCUUGGGAAGUGGGCCGGAAGCGUGCCGGAAGCGUGCCGUUGCAAAGGCUGAGUCCGACUCUCGUCGCCAUUAACACGGACUUAUCACUCGGUCGCAAAGUGGUUGUGAGCUCGGUCUCUCUCAAGGACAGGGCGAGCACCCUUGGCUUGUCCCUCCACUACUCACUGCAAACUGCCACGAUUCAUGAAUUCUCAGGCCGAAAACACAGACACGCUACACGAAUUUCGCCACCGGAAACGGGGCAAUACCAUCGCCAAAGCAGUGCCCAGAACCCACGAACUCCUUGACGGAUGAAGCCGUGAGAACAAUAUCGCUGUUGUCUAGAGAACGAUUGGAAUCACACCAGGCUAUGAUCAAUUGGGCGGCCCACG
Parathielavia appendiculata is the source of this 845-nucleotide messenger RNA. RefSeq lists its product as uncharacterized. Lineage: Eukaryota; Fungi; Ascomycota; Sordariomycetes; Sordariales; Chaetomiaceae. Bases 282 to 761 code for a protein of 159 amino acids. The transcript has 2 exons. The record is from RefSeq and is a predicted model, not a curated record.